Messenger RNA from Dentiscutata erythropus, 165 nucleotides. Lineage: Eukaryota; Fungi; Glomeromycota; Glomeromycetes; Diversisporales; Gigasporaceae. The record is from the annotation of a GenBank genome assembly.
AUCGAAGCAUUAAGUGAUAAAGAUCAAGAAAGUCUACCUGAUGAUGCGAUGGAUAUAUUGAAUAAUGAAGAUCAAGAAAUGAGUAACAGCCAAGGCAUUGUUAAUGAAAGUCAAGAUGAAAUUCAAGAAUUAGUCAAUAAAAUUCGUGAAGUAAAUGUUGAAGAG